AAAAAAAAAAACAAGAAAAAGAAACCACUAAACCCCAACGCAAAAUAAAAUAAAAUAAAAAAAGUAAACCCCCUUAAAAUCGCCCGCCAGACGAGGUCCAAGGGGUGCGGGGGGACGGGGGUUUGUCCCACAGGUGGGGCCCCCCCGUCGCCUUGUCCCCCGCUUCGAGUGUUUAAAUUUCGGCCCGUUUUUGUUUACUUGUUUUGUAUACUGCCACCAAGUGACAGAAACUUGCAAUUUUUUGCAAUUUGGUGACUUUUCUUCGUUCCCCCCACCCCCCCUCUGUCUGUGUGUGUAAUUGCGGCGGGGGGGGUGUUGCAGGGGGGUGGGAGACAGGGGCUGAGGUGGGGAGAGGAAACCCCCGCCUAGGAAAGGGUGCAAAGCCCUGCAAAACCUUCUCCUGCCAUUCUAAAAAAAAAAAAAAAAAAAAAAAAAAAAGUCACUUUGCAAAGAAGUUUGAGAACCUUUAACACCGAGGCGUGUGUCCCCCCCCCGGCCCCCUCCACGGCCACAAACUUCGCCAAGUUUCCCAAAGCCAUUUGAAACUCCUCACUUGCACUUUCUGCUAAUUCAAGGCGGUUUUGGGGUUUGGGUUUUUUUUUAUUCCUUUCGUUUCGUGUUACCGGGGUUUAAAUCAUCCCAAUGUACGUGAACUCAUAAAAAUAGAUAAGGCAUGUCAGCUCGGGAACGGUAUUUUCCCCCUGAAAAUAUGAGUGUAUUUAAGCAAAUCCUGAAAUAUUAAAUUGUUGCUCGAUUAAAGACGAUGUAAAUGUAUAAAUUCAACAAAGUGCUCAAGAGGUUGUCUCCAAAUAUAUAGUUUAAUUCUGCCUAAGUGAUCGCCUCUAAAAAAAAACAUCAUUAAGGAAACUAUUAUUGUUUCCUGAAUUAUUUUUUUUUUCCGAGCCACCUAUGAUUAAAUUUCUGCCUUCAUAUCUGCAAAGAAUAAAGGAUAAAACUGCCUAUAGUUAAUGACAACAAUUUUUCACUCCUGAGUUAUCCUUGCAGAACGUAAUAACAUCCCACUCCUUUUUAUUUUUAAUCUCUACACCCCGCAAAGUAAUUGCACCUCCACAUAUAUGUACAUAUAGAGAUACAUGUAGAUACACACGUGUGUGCAGCAAAAUGUCGCCUUUUAGAAUUUUAAGCCAUGAAGUCUUGUCCGUGACGGGUGUGACGUCAUGAGCGCCACUGUCAUUUUUUCGCCUCUUUUAAUUUUAAGGAAUAUUUCCACUCCAACAUGAAAGGAGACCCAAAUUAAAAAAAAUAUAUAUUAACUAAAAGCUGGAAGGCUUUUUUCUUUUCUCUUUUUUUUUUUUUUUUUUUUUCUUUCCCCCGGUAAAGUUGCUACCUGCUACCUGAGCAGGUUUGGAGGCAAAAAAGGUGUUCUCCUGGAUUCAGUUGAAUUAAAAAACCCCAUUUCUCCCCACUUUUAGCCCAGGAACCACCAGGAAUGUUUCCGCAGCCGCCAGACACCUCCCUAUAAACAAAGCACCACUCCGCGCUUUUACAUCCCCUAAAAUAAUAGUGUUUGGUUUUUUUUUUUUUUCUCGUUUUUUUGGGGCUCCCCUGACUUAGCGCUGAUGAGAUUUAUUCAGAAGCGCAUUUAAUCAGCAAAUUAAAUUUAAUUGAGGCUGUGUUGCAGGGGAGGGGGGGUUCUCCCCCUGCUUUUUUUCGCUGCUGUUAACUUUUUUGCAACGUGGUUACUUGGUAAUUUAAGACCCAGCGAAGUCCCGUUUCCGCGGGGAGAUUUCGGUGCUGCCUUCUUUUGUUGGGCUGAGAUUCGCCAAUAAAUCUGGGAAGGAGAAAAAUAAUGAAAUAAAUCAACCCUCUUCCUCCCCCCCACCCCUCCCACCCCCCGUAUUAAAAAGAAUAUUUGAGAAUUAAGAGCUUCGUCCCGUCGCGAUACCAACGCGGGGAAAAACCUAAAUAAACGCUUAAAAGUGUCAGAAAGCGCUUUCAAGCCUCGGCAGAAAGAAAGGGGGAUAAAUUUCAGAAGUAGGAACAGAUUAAUUUCUCUUCCCCACACACCUCCCGGUUUCCUGGUUAGCAGACAUGUGUUUUGACAAUUGCCAGAAUUCUCUUUUUUUUUUUUUUUUUUUUUUUUCCCUUUACCUUCCAACCCCUGGAAAUGUGUGCAGCGACUGAGAGGUUUUGCAAGCGAGAAAAAUCUUCCCCCCCCCCCCCCCCAUUAUUAUUGUUAUUAAUUUUUUUUUUUUUUUUUUUUUUUUUUUUGCGUGGAGCGUUGCAACUUGAAGGGACUCGUCCUGAACUUUUGGUGCACUUUCCUAAAGCAACUCUGAGAAUAAAAUAAAAGCAACAAGAACACGUUUAAGGCCAUUUCCCUCCACCACGCACAAAAUUAAAAUAAAAAAAUCAAUAGGAAAAAGCAAAGCAAUGUCUUGUCUGGGCAACUCUACGGGUGAUACACAGGGUGGUAAAUUCUCUUCUUUAUCCACCUAGGGCGAAAAAAAGGGGUUUGCGGAGGUUUGAAUUAAAAAAAAAAAAAAAAAUAGCAGAAACGGCGCUGGGUGUAUUUUUUUUCAGCCCCUCUUCUUGGAAAGAUAUGGGGGGAAAAUGAGUGUUUUCGCUUAUUAAUGCUUUGUGCAUCUUGGUGCAGAAAAUGUCUUUUAAAUUAGCAAAUAAACCUCCCAAAUAGGCCACCCUCUUCCAAACGCGGUGUCUGCAGCGCUGGAAUAAAACUUUAAAUAGUGUGUGAAGCUCUGAAUAAAAGUAUUCAGGGGAAGGAGAGAUUUCAUCUCUCUUUCUUUUUUUUUUUUUUUUUUUUUUUUUUUAAUUAAGGGCUGCCCAGACUCUGACUCUGAGGUUGUAAUUAUAGAGAAUAGAGACGGCUCCAAAACAAUGCGAGCCAUUUCAGGCUGGGGGAGAGGUAAAUAAACCUCCACAUAAACCUCCAAGAGUUUGUUGUUGUUAUUCUGUUGCCCCUUUUUUUCUUUUUGAGGGUGUUGUUAUCCCUAUUUUAUUUUUUAUUAUUAUUUUUUUAAAGCGUUAUUUACAGCGAAAAGCAAUAUUUGACUAGGAAAACCCUGUUGUAAAGAGCAGGAAUAAAUUCCCAGCGAAAGACCCAAAUAAAUAAUUAGGACUCACGUGUGCCAUAAAUGUCAAGUUAAAAAAAAAAAAAAAAAAGGCAAAGGGGAGGGGGGGAGGCAGAGAUCUCAGAUACAAGGUGAAAUCAGUUUAAAUAAAAAGGCUUUUAAUGGCAUCACUUGUAUUUACCUCUAAGAGCUUCGAGUAUUUAAUCAGAUGUGAGCGCGCAGCUUUAUGGCCAGAUGUCAGGGGUGUGCGUGGGUGCGUGUGCCUUGCACACGCAUAGGUGUGGGCACUGGGGGGGUGGGGGGCGAAGAUUAAGGGUGUCCGUCGUCCUCCCCCCACUUAGUGCCUCCCAAAAGAGACAUUUCUGCAGCAGUUUACAGAAAAAAACACCCUCACCCUUCUUGAAUAAUUUUAAUUUUGAAGUGUAGGGGGGGGCAUGUUGUAGCUCCAAGCCCCGGGCGGGCGGGCACCUCCCAACCCCCGACCACGACACGCGUGGGUAUAAAGAAGGGGGACAAACACCCCCGGUUUCUUGCCCCACGUUGGGGUCAGCCCCAAGUGGGCAACGUGGCUGGAAAGAAAAGAGGAAACCCCCUCACCCCCUCCACCAAAAAAAGCCACCCGAGCGGCUGCAGAGCCAGUAGCGGUAUCUGCAGGCUGCUCGCGGGGGGGGGCAGGGGGGGGACACCGAUUUGGAUUUGUUUCCUUUCAGUAAUUACUGAGGGAUAGAAAACACAUGUGUUGGGAUUGCAUUUUUUUUUUUUUUCCCUAAAUCAGUUCAUCAAUUUGCUAAUUAUAGCUGGGAGGGGGGAAGAAAUUUCCCGACACGUAUUUUUUCUUUCUAUUCCCGCCCCCCCCCCCCAAUCUCUGUGUGAGCAUCAGUGGGGGGAGAGAAAGAAAAAAAAAAGGGGGGGGGGGGCGAAAUAUGGCUUAUGAGUGGUGAAUGUUAUUUCAGAUUUCUAUGGGCGCUUUUCUUUUCUGGGAACAAAGAGCAACUCCUAUUAAAGAGCUACUCGAAGACUUGUACAUAUUUCUACUGCUGUGUAGCACUUUUAAUAAAACAUCUGUUCUUGCUUCUGCUGAUGAGUUUACAUAAUUGUUUGCAGACCAAUUUAACCAGAAAGCGCCCCACAUAUUCCCUCUACAUGUUUUCAUGGGGGAAAAAAUAAAUACCUUUUUGGUAGUGACAUAUCUUGAUGAAAUACUUUCGAGAAAUCCCCAAACUGCUAGAAAAUAUCAAUGGGGGGAAAAAAAAAAAAUAUCCAGUGCAUUCAAAACGUGAGGCUGAGGAAUUGCAAUGAGUAAAACAUACUUUAAUGGUGCCUCAUUUGGAUUUGCAGGAGCUUUUGGGGUGGUUGUGCUCUAUUUUUUUUUUUUCACCCCCUCCUCUUUCUCUCCCUUUUCUCCCCAGAAACCUGAUUUUUAACGUGGGGAGAGGAUUCUAUUUUAAGUUUCUCUACAGCAGCUGGUUUCUGUUCACUAUAAAUCGACCAGACUUUUAAGACUUGCCCUCUGUUUAGAGAAGUAAUAAAACACUUAACUUUCUCGACUCCUAGUCACACGGUUAUCACACAGGUCUCCGAUACAACAGCCCCCGAGCACCUAUACAAAAAAAAAAAAAAAAAAAAGGAAAAAAAAAAGGGGGGGGAAGCAAAAAAAUAAUAAUAAAAAAAUAAAAAUAAUAAUUACCAAGGGAAACAAAAAAAAAAAAAAAAAAACACAACCAAACAACUAACUAGAAGGAGACCUUGCAGAAACUCCUCCAAACUUGGGCAAGGCUGGCGGGGGUGUAAGUGCCCUUCCAUAGGUGCAUCUCCCCACGCCAGUCUGCCCUAGCAAAGGUCCAGCCCAUCCAGCUGCUGCUACUUUUAAUUUACUCGCCAAAUUACACCGGGCUGUAAGCAAUACCUAAGGUAAGACAACACGCCAAUAACUGCAAAGCCCUCCUUCAUCCAUCUCUCCCUCCAGUCCAUUUGUGGGACCCUUUGCAACAAUUUCAUGUCUGGGCGCAGUUUUGCUUGGCCAGGGGUGGUUUCCAAAGGAACCCUGCCCUGCAAGGACUUGGGCUCAGGGAAGAUGUGCCCAUGGCUAAUAAUAUUUGCAACACAGCCCUGGCUCUCCAGAUCUGUCCAGCUGAGAGUGCCCCUGGCUGGGGGUUUAACAGCUCAGCAGAAGGCGGAGAAAAAAAAAAAAUAAUAAAAAAUAAAUAAUACCCCUCAGUAAUCGCAUUUCUUUCCUAGUUUCUUUAUUUUCGCCUCUUUCUUUGAUUCCAGAAAUCCCCGGGCAGGCUCUGGGGAAAGGGAGAAAAGGGCAACGCAAAUACACUGAAGUUCGCUUUUUUGGGGGGAAACCACCUGGAAAUCGUCCCCAUGUCCAUGAGUCUUAUAUCUGUACCAGGCUGGCUCCAAGUUGGGCAGCCUGAGGUGGGAGCCAGGCUGCGCUCCCCACCAAGGUACAUAUGCUAAAUAAGAUGGUGCACACUUCCAGCUAUCUCCUUUUUGGUUAGAAACUUUAUUUUUUCCCCUAGUGACACUCAGGGGAAGCCUUAACGUUAUAGAAGAUGAAUACACGAGCUUUUUUUUUUCAGUUGUAGUCUCGUUUAUGGUUUUAUUGCUACCAUUGAUUACUUUGCUUUGUUACACAGAGGAAAAAGAGCAUAAAAUCCGUUGGCAUCCGGGUUCCUGUUAUAGCUGGGGAAAAAAUAUACACACACCCCCCAACCCUUCUUUGUCAGCUAAAAUCUUUUAGGGAUACAUCGCUAAAAAAGGAAUUAAGUCUAUUGAUUGAGAGCAAGACAAACAAAUACUCUCACUUUUGAAUUUGAGUGUGCACCCACAAACCUUCCUCUCCCCAGCCCCCCGCACCCUCACAUUUAAAAUAAAAACGUGGACACGGUGGAGGUUUAAAAAAAAAAAAAACCACACAGAGGAGGCCAGGGUUUCCCUGCCAUAAUUGAAUUUUUAAAUAGCAAGCCACCAGAAUGAUAAAGAUACCUCGCAAUAUUUACAGAUCAGCAGGUAUGUUUUACAUUUAAGGGGCAAUUUAUGGCACUAGAUUGAAAUUAAAAUUAGAUUAGCUGUCUUCAUUUCAAUUAGUUCUAGGUGCAAUCUACCCAGAGAAGAUAGAAUAUAAUCCCCCCUUUCAUCUAACUAAAUAUUUGCAAUAGAAGUUUCCCAAUCAGUUGUAAAUAUCUGCAACUACAAAUUGCUGCAAACACAAACACGAGGUUGCGUCCCCAGCCCAGGCUCCUCAUUGCUCUCCAUCACAAAUAGAAAUCCUCUCUUUUUUUUUUUUUUUUUUUUCCUGUUGUUGUAGUUGUUGUUGAAAAUGUAAAUAUCCUCCAGCACUGAAAAUUAGCAGGGAAGCGUUUGAGGGGAGAAAUGUCAAACUGGAGGAGAAAUCUAACUUCCAGGCUAACGUGAGUUUGCAAUGUUGGGUGUUGCUUUUCUGGAUGUCUUUUUUUUUUUUCUCUCCCCUCCACAAGACAUACUUUGGGAAGGUUCUGAAACACGUUAUCAAUUCAGAAGUCGCCAUGUUUUCCCCCCUCUCUUUAUGUAAUAUUUUCUCAUCAGGAACACAACCAUUUGAUUCCAUAAUAUUGACCAAUGCUACAAGAGAGAACAAGAAGAAAAAAAAAAAAAAAAGGAGGGUAAUUUAUGGCUUAAUAUUCUGUGGACAUCUGAGAUUUAUUACUGUGAAUUCUGAGCUAUUUUAUUACAAGAUAUUAAGCAAACAUUUCUUUAAAAAAAAAAAAAAAAACAAACACAACACCACAACAAAAACAAAACACAAGCAACAUAAUGCACAGACACACAGACGGUGCUUCCAAACCCCAGUGUCCAUUAGCAGAAAAGGGGGAUGAAGGCGGGGAGGGGGGGGGGGGAAGGAAAAGUUAAGCCUGGCUUAAGAAAUUUGGGCCCCCCCCCCCCCCUCCAGCCCAGCUGCCUCCCCAGGCAGGACCCCCAGCCCCGGCUCCGGGAGCGCUCCCCUCCCCACCGCAUCCUCCCCAUCCCGCGGCACCCCGGGGGUGCUGGGGGGGGUUUGGGGGUGCAGGACUUACUUUCCAUGCCCACUUAGUUUCAACUAGGGAAUCAACAGAAGCAAAAGCAAUUUUUUCCCUUUUUGACACCCGCCUCCCCAUUGGCUCCCCCCGGGUCAGCUGACUUUGUCAUUUUGUCUGUCCUGGAGCAGAGCCUUCCCUAUAACAAUCUAGUUCAGACUACAAACUGGAGACAGAAAUAAAUAUUAAAGAAAUCACACAGCCAGGUAUAGAGGACGAUAUGAAUUCCUAUUUUACAAACCCAUCUUUAUCCUGCCAUCUAACCAGUGGCCAAGAGGUGCUUCCCAACGUAGCCCUCAAUUCAACUGCCUAUGACCCUGUCAGGCAUUUUUCUACUUAUGGAGCAGCCGUUGCUCAAAACCGGAUUUAUUCUUCUCCUUUUUAUUCACCGCAAGAUAAUGUUGUGUUUAGCUCCAGCCGAGGACCUUAUGACUAUGGAUCUAAUGCUUUUUACCAAGAAAAAGACAUGCUUUCUAGCUGCAGGCAAAAUUCUAUGGGACAUAAUACACAGACAUCAAUCGCACAGGAUUUUACCAGUGACCAAAACAGGAACACUUCGCAAGAACAAAAAACUAGCAUUCAAAUAUACCCAUGGAUGCAGCGUAUGAACUCCCACAGUGGAGUGGGCUACGGGGCCGACCGCCGGCGGGGCCGCCAGAUUUACUCCCGGUAUCAAACCUUGGAGCUGGAGAAGGAAUUUCACUUCAACCGGUACCUGACCCGGCGGAGGCGGAUCGAGAUCGCCAACGCUCUCUGCCUGACGGAGCGGCAGAUUAAAAUCUGGUUCCAAAACCGGCGGAUGAAAUGGAAAAAAGAAAGUAAUUUGAGUUCAACCCUCUCCGGGGCGGGGGGGGGGGCCGCGGCCGCCGCCGCCGACAGCUUGGCCAAGGAGGAGAAGCGAGAAGAGACAGAGGAGGAGAAGCAGAAGGAGUGAAAAAGUGACAGCUCGGCGGCAGGAUCCCCCCCCGGCCCCCCCGUCCCCGCCCCACCCCGUAUUUAUCACUGGCACAAUGUUUGGCUACGUUAAAAAAAAAAAAAAAAAAAAAAAAAAAAAGGAAUAAAAAAUAAUAAUAAUAAUAAUAAUAAUAAUGGGGAGGGGGGGAGUGAUUUA
Messenger RNA from Tyto alba (common barn owl), 8222 nucleotides. RefSeq names its product homeobox C6 (gene HOXC6). Gene Ontology annotation, molecular function: DNA-binding transcription factor activity, RNA polymerase II-specific; RNA polymerase II cis-regulatory region sequence-specific DNA binding. The record is from RefSeq and is a predicted model, not a curated record. NCBI's taxonomy places the organism in Eukaryota, Metazoa, Chordata, Aves, Strigiformes, Tytonidae. Gene Ontology annotation, cellular component: nucleus. The transcript has 2 exons. The coding region runs from base 7332 to 8045 and encodes 237 amino acids. Gene Ontology annotation, biological process: regulation of transcription by RNA polymerase II; anterior/posterior pattern specification.